Panicum hallii is the source of this 2016-nucleotide messenger RNA. Its product is annotated as protein EFFECTOR OF TRANSCRIPTION 2-like. Gene Ontology annotation, molecular function: DNA binding. NCBI's taxonomy places the organism in Eukaryota, Viridiplantae, Streptophyta, Magnoliopsida, Poales, Poaceae. The transcript has 3 exons. The record is from RefSeq and is a predicted model, not a curated record. Gene Ontology annotation, biological process: regulation of DNA-templated transcription. Bases 38 to 1759 code for a protein of 573 amino acids.
CACCGUGGGAGCAGGCCCAGCGGAACCCGGCCGAGCGAUGCCUGCGUCCCCCGCCCCCGUAACCGCCAGGCUGAAGCGGGAGGACUGCCACCGCACCAAGCACGAUCCCCUCUUCUCCCCAUGGAAGGUUCUGGUCGGGCCGUCGGACUGGGAGGACCACUCCGCCGGCAAGGAUGGGGUCCAGAGGUACCGCAUCCGCAACCUCCCGGACAACUUCCCCGGUCUCUACGAGCUGGGCGUCGCCGGCGCGUCCGACGAGGGCGUCAGGGCCCGGAGGCGUGAUUCGCGAGGCGUCGUCGUGGUGUACCUCGGGCAGGCCGACAGCGUCAGGGCGAGGCUGCAGCAGUAUGGCCGCUCGGGGUCACAUCUGGACACUGGGAAUUCGCUAGGCUCUGCUGGUAAAGAUGAGCUGAAUGUGGUCGCUCCGGGGCUUGGAUUGUUCAGAGAAGUGUUCUUCAGAGGCUAUUCCAUAGUGUUUCGGUGUGCACUGAUGGAUAAUAAACAAGAAGCUGAGAAGACUGAGGCACAGUUGCUGAGGGUAUUUGAUUACGCAUGGAACAAGCUUCAGAAUGGUGCUUGUCGUCGUGAAGAAAUACUGCUCAAGUUAGAACAGGGAGCAGCCAGCCAUAGAUCAUCUCUACUUAGCAGAGUACGCCACAUGAAACAAGAUAUAUUUGGAGUAAAAGCGGGUAUAAAGAUAAAGGGAAGUGGGUCAGUUAACACCUUGCCUGGCAUUAUGAAAAGUAUGCUCCCAAGAGUUCGUACAUUUAUUGGUUUCAGGCCUCAUCUAGUGAACUCUGACGACAGUGGAGGCGAGGCAAUUGAUAUUCCCUCGAAGAAAAUAUCUGGUAUUCCCUGUGGUAAUAGACAAGCAUGUAGAAGGAGGUCCGAAGGGUACAAAGUAAAAAAGAUUGAUGUCGCAAAACGGAGAACUGUACCAAUACAAGAUUCUAACUCUUUUUGUGGAGUGGUGCUAGAAGAUGGUUCUUCUUGUCUGGAGCACCCAGUUGAAGGAAGAAAGAGAUGCAGCUUACACAAAGGUAGAAGAGUCAAAGGCAGCCCUAAAAGCUCAUCUACUAGCUAUCCUUGCCAAGCUGAGAUUCCAAUACCUCGCCUAAUUGAAGCUUUGGACAACUCGGAUAGAACACAAGAGGUUAUUGAAUCCAUACCUCACCUAACUGAAGAUUUGGACAACUCAGAUCGAACACAAGAAAGUGAAAUAUUGCCCAAAAAUAUCUCUAUAACUGUGGAGGAAUCUCUAAGACAAAGCAAUAGCAUCAAAGUAGAAGAGGUGAAAACUAGAGAAGCUCCUACAGAAGAUGGAACACAUGACGCCUCCCAGGAUGCUUGUAUCUGUGAAGAGAAGGCUUCCCAUGCUGAACCUGAGUCCCAGGAGCCGCAGCCUUCUGGGAGAAUGUGGUUUGACCUGCUCAAGGCACAGAAGAAAUCAACAAGCACGCACGCAGCUAGAGGGUCAGGAUCUCAGACAAGAAUAAGAGAUCGUGCAACACCUAUCUGUGGAGCAGUGGCAAAUAAUGGGUCCUGCAAAAUGGUGCCAAUUGCAGGAAGAAAAAUAUGUGAGAAAGACAGUGGUAUAGAGGUUGGUGCUUCGUUUUCCAGAAGCUCAGGAUGGCCGUGUACAUGUGGUGCCCGUACACCAGACGGUUCACCUUGUAUUAAUAAGCCAGUCGAAGGGAGGAAGAGAUGUGCAUUGCACAAAGGGCAACGAGCAUCAUGCUCCCUUACACCAUUAGUUUAACAAACAUGACGUUUUUCUUUCAUUCAGUUGUUCUUUUCGCGCCGCAGCUUGAAAGUUGAAGCAUAGAAAGCUGAGUCUCCCCACCAUAUGUGAAGCUGUUUCACACCCCAGUGAUGAUUCACUAGUCAUAUUUCUUUGUUGUGUUGAAGUUCAUCAUUCAAAUUUCUUGUGCCCCCAAAACAUAAAAACAUUACAUGUUUUUUGUAAUUGUAUUUGAUGGAUUAUAGAGAAAUUGAAGAAUGAAUCUCUUAUACUGA